CUGCUGUUCUUGGCUGACUUCACAUCAGAACUGCUAAGUGGCACGAGACAGAAGCAGCAGUGACACAAACAGGAUUCCAACGCGGGCACCAAAGCCACCACUUGACAGAACAAAGGGCAUUUCAAGACUCAUCUUUUGAUAAAAAAAAAAAAAGAAUCCUAGAAGUCAUGAUCGCUUCACAGCUUCUCCCUGUUCUCACUCUUGCGCUUCUCCUGUUUAAAGAGAGCGAGGCCUGGUCGUACAAUGCCUCCACAGAAACCAUGACUUUUGACGAAGCUAGUGCUUACUGUCAGCAAAGGUACACGCAUCUGGUUGCGAUACAAAACCAAGAAGAAAUUAAGUACCUGAACUCCAUGUUCAGCUAUUCACCAACUUACUACUGGAUCGGAAUCAGAAAGGUCAAUAAGCAGUGGACCUGGAUAGGGACCCAGAAGCUUCUGACCGAAGAAGCCAAGAACUGGGCUCCAGGCGAACCGAACAAUAAGCAAACCAAUGAAGACUGUGUGGAGAUCUACAUCAAGAGGGACAAGGACACGGGCAAGUGGAAUGAUGAGAGAUGCGACAAAAAGAAGCUUGCCUUGUGUUACACAGCUGCCUGUACCCCUACAUCCUGCAGCGGCCAUGGUGAGUGUGUGGAGACUGUCAACAGCUACACCUGUGAGUGCUACCCCGGCUUCAGUGGACUCAGGUGUGAGCAAGUUGUGACCUGUCGAGCACAGGAAGACCCUGGGCACGGAAGCCUGGUUUGCACUCACCCUCUGGGGCACUUCAGCUACAAUUCUUCCUGCUCCGUCAGCUGUGAAAAGGGUUACCUCCCAAGCAGCACAGAGACCACGUGGUGUACUUCCACAGGGGACUGGAGUGCUCCUCUUCCCGCCUGCAAUGUGGUUGAGUGCAAUGCUUUGACAAAGCCUCCCAAUGGCACUAUGGACUGUCUCGAAAGCUCUGGAAACUUCCCAUGGAACACAACUUGUGCCUUUGAGUGUGAAGAAGGAUUUGAACUAAUGGGACCCAAGCACCUCCAGUGUACCUCAUCUGGGAAUUGGGACAACAAGAAGCCAACAUGUAAAGCUGUGACAUGUGAGGCCAUUGACCAUCCUCAGAAUGGGUCUGUGAGCUGCAGCCACUCCCCAGCUGGCGAGUUCACCUUCGGGUCCUCCUGCAAUUUCACAUGCGAGGAAGGCUUCCUGGUGCAGGGGCCAGCCCAACUUGAAUGCACCGCACAAGGGAAAUGGAAUCAGCAAGUCCCAGUUUGUGAAGCUUUUCAGUGCAAAGCCUUGUCCAUCCCAGAGAAAGGCUACAUGAGUUGUCUUCCUAGUGCUUCUGGAAAUUUCCAAAGUGAGUCCAGCUGUGAGUUCUUCUGUGAGAAGGGAUUUGUGUUGAAGGGAUCCAAAAAACUCCAGUGCGGCCCCACAGGCGAAUGGGACAGUGAGGAGCCCACAUGUGAAGCUGUGAAAUGUGAUGCUGUCCGGCAGCUCCAGCAUGGCUCCGUGAGGUGCGCCCAUUCCUCUACUGGAGAGUUCAGCUACAGGUCCUCCUGUGCCUUCAGCUGUGAGGAAGGCUUUGAAUUACGUGGGUCAGCUCAGCUUGAGUGCACAUCUCAGGGACAGUGGACACAGGAGGUCCCCUCCUGCCAAGUGGUACAAUGUUCAAGUCUGACAGUUUCUGGAAAGAUGAACGUGAGCUGCAGCAAGGAGCCUGUGUUUGGCACUGUGUGUGCGUUUGCAUGUCCUGAAGGAUGGACACUCAAUGGGUCUGCAGCUCUGACAUGUGAUGCCACAGGACACUGGUCUGGGAUGCCGCCUACCUGUGAAGCUCCCACUGAGUCCAAUGUUCCCCUGGCAAUCGGACUCGCCACUGCUGGGACCUCCCUCUUGACAUCAGCCUCAUUUCUCCUCUGGCUCCUGAAACGCCUACGCAAGAGAGCAAAGAAAUUUGUUCCUGCCAGCAGCAGCUGCCAAAGCCUUCAAUCAGACGGAUCCUUCCACAUGCCUUUGUAGUCAUUUUAAGUCAAACGGAAUCAGGAACACAGGUACCUCCAGGGAACUAGAGAAAUACCCUGAUGAUGGCAGAGACAGAAAGGGCUCCUCUGGUCUCUGGUACUUCUCAGCUCCCACAUCCACUGCUUUUACAGCUGGGAGCAUGGCACCCAUGAGGACUUCAAGGGUCCACACUCUAGUGGGCGAGGCCAGCCUGCCACCAGCAACACUCAGCUUUCUCUUUCCUGUUCUCAGCAUCUGGAAAGUGCUGGAUGAUGGAGGAAAAGCAUAUUCAUUUCUGGACAAAAGUAAAGAGACUCAGGCUCUGGAAUCUCAGAAUUCCUGUUCUAACUCUCUCCCCUGCUCACUAUGAGAUCUCAGUGGAGAAACACAGUAUUUUUGGUAUUGUUUCUUUCUUUUGCCCCUCACUGUGUCUCAACUACUGGUUACAUGGUUGCUGUCAUGGGGAUGAAUAAUUCUUAGGAGUUUAGGGAAAACAACUUGGCCAAAGAUAUUCUAUCACCAAAGUGCAAAAAAUGAUAAUUUUUUAAUGCCCACAGGCGAGUGCCUGGGGAAAUCCUACUUAAUACUCUGUGUGAGGAUUACUAAGCACAGUCUUAAUCACUUUUAUCCCUGUGGGACUCAGUGCUUUAUAAAGUGCUCUUAGAGAUUGUAUUCUUUUAUUUGCAUUGACUAAAGUACAAUCUUCCCUAAUUCUUAAUUCAAUACAAGUGUUGUAGGGACUUUAAAAUAUGUGCAUGUUAAGACUAUGUUAAGGUAAAAGUUACUUAUCCUAGAUCUUUGUUUAUUAACAAACAUAAUGUUAUGUCUGUAGUAAAUUUAUUUCAAAAAAGGACAAAUGCUGUCCCCCAGCAAUGUAUAAUGUUAACCAGUAUAAAGUUGUGAAUGUUUUACUAUAGUUGCUUUAAAAACAUGAGUAGUGGGGCUCCUGCGUGGCUCAGUCUGUUAAGUAUCUGACUCCUGAUCUCAGCUCAGGUCUUGGUCUCAGGGUCAUGAGUUCAAGCUCCCAUUGGGCUCCAUGCUGGGCAUGGAGCCUAUUUUAAAAAAAAAUAAGUAAAAACAUGAGUAGUGUCAGGAGAGUAGAACAUGAAUGGCAUACGCUUGUACACUGUCAUCUCUGUUUUCAGAGGUAUGUGGUUUUCCAUGAUGAAAAACUUCCAUGAGGCCAAGUGUUCUGAUUUGAAAAAAAGUGUAAAUGCAAACAAAUGAAGGUACACUUUUAUGCAUAUCUUUGUUUAAAAAACUGUAGAAAUAUGGAUGUGCUUUGCAUCCCUACAAAGAUGUUGUCAGAUGCGAUGCAUCAACAUAUAAUUCUUGCAUAUUGUGUAAGAUUUUAAAUUCAUGAUAGGAACUCACCAUAUAAAGGAUUUGUCCAGUGGAUUUUUUCUUUUUUAAGUGGAGACUUUUAAUGUUUAUUCCCUAAUUGCAUUAUUCUGUUUGUUAGGGUGUUCAUGAAGAAAGGAAGGUCUGGAUGAGUGUGUAUUUAUAUUUAUUUAUAAAGGAGGUUAAAAUUCCUAAGGAAUCUCCAGUUAUCACUUGAUCAUUGGCAGUGAGAAAUUCUUGGCCUGUCCAUCGCCAGAGCUUCUCACUCCAUCCUGCAAAUGACAAGAGAAUCAAAACUCUCCCACACUUUCACUAAUCUAGGAUGUGUUGAAAAAGCAAAGUUUCGGACAAGUGCUGCCUGUAUGUUGGCCAAGGCGAAGCCAAAAGCAAACAGGGAGGAAUGCUAAGGGUCAGAAGGUCAGAGAUUUUGACAGAGCGAAAGAACUCUGUGAAAUAAGGGAGAGAGAAAUAAACAACUACUGUGAGCAGGCUACCUAUGGAAUGGAUUAUUAUUUUCUCUGAAAUUGUUCAAAUGCUGUAAAUAUAAAUAUUUAUAUAUACUGCAAUGGAAGUAGCUGUGUGAAAUGUAAAUGUGGUCUGCGUUUCGGUUUAAUAAAGUAUUUUAAAUUAUGAUUUAAAAUA
Mirounga angustirostris (Northern elephant seal) is the source of this 3965-nucleotide messenger RNA. RefSeq names its product selectin E (gene SELE). Bases 168 to 2000 code for a protein of 610 amino acids. Gene Ontology annotation, biological process: cell adhesion. Gene Ontology annotation, cellular component: membrane. Gene Ontology annotation, molecular function: calcium ion binding. Lineage: Eukaryota; Metazoa; Chordata; Mammalia; Carnivora; Phocidae. The record is from RefSeq and is a predicted model, not a curated record. The transcript has 14 exons.